This is a messenger RNA of Prunus mume (Japanese apricot), 2117 nucleotides long. Its product is annotated as NEDD8-activating enzyme E1 regulatory subunit AXR1-like. NCBI's taxonomy places the organism in Eukaryota, Viridiplantae, Streptophyta, Magnoliopsida, Rosales, Rosaceae. Gene Ontology annotation, molecular function: NEDD8 activating enzyme activity. The record is from RefSeq and is a predicted model, not a curated record. Gene Ontology annotation, cellular component: cytoplasm. Gene Ontology annotation, biological process: protein neddylation.
AAAAAGGUAACAGAAUGGAAAACGACACCGUAUACUGGUAAUAGUCCUUGCUUUGAUCGGGUUGUUGUCCCUUAGAUCAGUGUGCUGCGUGCAGCUCUGCGUAACUACUAAGCGAAUUAUUAGACGUUUGUGAAGUCACAGAGAGAAAAAAGCAAGCAUCAAUGGCUGAACCCAAAACCAAAUACGAUCGCCAGCUCAGAAUCUGGGGCGAGCAAGGACAGACAGCCCUAGAGAAAGCCAGCAUAUGCUUACUGAAUUGCGGUCCUACUGGUUCCGAAACCUUGAAGAACCUUGUUCUUGGUGGGGUUGGAAGCAUCACCGUCAUUGAUGGAUCCAAAGUUGAAUUGGGUGACCUUGGAAACAACUUCAUGGUUGAUGAAUCAAGCGUUGGCAAAUCGAAAGCGAAAUGUGUUUGUCAGUUUCUUCAAGAGCUAAACGAUGCUGUUAAGGCCAAGUUUAUAGAAGAGUAUCCGGAGGCUUUGAUUGAGACAAACCCAUCAUUCUUUUCUCAGUUUACCUUAGUUGUAGCCACUCAGCUAGUGGAAGAUUCAAUGGUAAAGCUUGAUAGAAUCUGCAGGGAGGCAAAUGUGAUAUUGGUCUUUGCUCGCUCUUAUGGCCUCACUGGGCUGGUUCGUAUCAGUCUGAAGGAACAUACUGUGAUUGAGUCGAAGCCUGAACAUUUUCUGGAUGACCUUCGUUUAAAUAAUCCAUGGCCUGAGCUUAGAGGGUUUGCAGAAACCAUUGAUCUAGAUGUGACAGAUCCUGUUGCCCACAAGCACAUACCAUAUGUUCUCAUUCUUGUCAAGAUGGCAGAGGAGUGGUCCAAAAGUCAUGAUGGUAAACUUCCAUCAACUAGGGAAGAGAAAAAAGAGUUCAAGGAGCAUAUCAAAGCUAGGAUGACUUCCCUUGAUGAAGAUAACUAUAAAGAAGCCAUUGAGGCCUCCUUCAAAGUCUUUGCUCCACGUGGAAUUAGUUCAGAUUUGCAACAGUUAAUUGGAGAUAGAUUUGUGGAAGUUGAUUCCAGUUCAUCCGAUUUUUGGGUGAUGGUGGCAGCAUUGAAGGAAUUCAUAGAAAAUGAAGGUGGUGGCGAGGCACCCCUCGAGGGAUCAAUACCAGAUAUGACAUCUUCGACAGAGCACUAUGUAUGCUUACAGAAACUCUACCAAGCCAAGGCUGAGGCUGAUUUUCUUGUUAUUGAGCAAAGGGUUAGGACUAUUCUGAAAAGAAUUGGUAGAGAUCCAAAUAGCAUCUCAAAGACAACCAUAAAAAGUUUCUGCAAAAAUGCAAGAAAACUCAAAGUUUGCAGGUAUCGCCUCGUCGAAGAUGAGUUCAAUUCUCCAGUCCUACCAGAGUUGCAGAAGUAUCUAACAGAUGAGGAUUACAGUGUUGCUGGUGGGUUUUAUAUUUUGCUCAGAGCUGUUGAUCGGUUUGCUGCCAAUUACAACAGUUUUCCUGGGCAAUUUGAUGGUGUGAUGGAUGAGGACAUAUCUCGGUUGAAAACUACAGCUGUUGGCCUGCUUAAUGAUUUAGGCUGCAAUGGUGUAACAUUAACUGAGGACCUUAUCAACGAGAUGUGCCGAUUUGGUGCUGCCGAGCUCCAUGCAGUUGCUGCUUUCAUUGGAGGAAUUGCAUCUCAGGAAGUGAUCAAGCUUAUAACAAGACAAUUUGUGCCCUUGUCUGGGACUUUCAUCUUCAACGGCAUCGAUCAUAAGUCUCAAUUGUUGUCUCUAUAGAACUUUCUAAAGCCAGAGAAGAUUUAAAAUGUCUAUGAUCUUUAUAAUUGGGAUUGGGCAAAUUAAAGUUUGAUCUUACAGCUUUGUUGCAUGCUAUUUUUGGCACAUUUUGAAUGGAGACUUCCUUCCCGUUGGUGAGAGAGGCAGGAUUGAUCUUACAGCUUUGUUGCAUGCUUGCAGUCACAUGAUAUUGGAGUAGUUUUGUUUCUUAUUCCAUUAUCCCCUGGAUAUGCGAUGUAAGUCAGGCCAAAAAGAAAAGAAGAUAUGUGGGAGAGAGAGAUCUAUGAGAAUGACUCUCCAAUUUGCUUUAACAGAAAGGAAAAUCUAAUUAUUUUUGGUGAUUUUCUUUUAUGUUGUUAUUUUUGCCUCAUCUAUUUGAUCAAA